Messenger RNA from Seminavis robusta, 642 nucleotides. NCBI's taxonomy places the organism in Eukaryota, Bacillariophyta, Bacillariophyceae, Naviculales, Naviculaceae. The record is from the annotation of a GenBank genome assembly.
AUGGAGAUUGACAGUGAACCUGCCUCUGACUCCCAACAGAUCAAGGAUCUGGUCAAGAAAAUGGUACAGGAGGAACUGAAACAGACCCAAAAGCAAAUGCCAGAGCCACUGGCAAACAUGCACCCAAGCGCUCAACCAACAGCGCAAAAACAAUCAAAACAACAACAGCUCAAAAAACAACAGGAGGGGCCCACCCAGGGAGGCGCCUCCAGCAACAAAAAGAAAUCUCCCAGCCAACACCAGCCCGCCAGAGGCGGCAGAACCCAACGAGGAAGGUCCAGUCCGCCCCAAGAGGCAAACGCCCAAGAAGCCAAAGCAGAGGCCGCCAAGGCGGCCGCGCGGCAGGGCUGGACGAGGAAGGGAGGAAGAGCCGGAGGAAGAGGCAACGUACCUCCAGAGGCUCCACAAGAUCGAACAGAGGCCGCUCCAGAAGUCCUCUCCCAGCAGGAGGCAGAAAUCCAACACCAGGAGAAGCAGGUCCUCCAGGCGAUCGACAAGGAGAUAGAGCUCACAUAUGGCUUCGUCUCAGACCCCGACCUCAUCUACACGACAAUGUACAAAUUAGACUCCUUCAUAUGCCGCGCUGGUACUACUUUGCCAGGCAACCAACCUUGCAUACCACGACCUUACCACGACAAUUAA